Meleagris gallopavo (turkey) is the source of this 7616-nucleotide messenger RNA. RefSeq names its product hephaestin (gene HEPH). Lineage: Eukaryota; Metazoa; Chordata; Aves; Galliformes; Phasianidae. The record is from RefSeq and is a predicted model, not a curated record. Gene Ontology annotation, biological process: iron ion transport. Gene Ontology annotation, cellular component: plasma membrane. Gene Ontology annotation, molecular function: copper ion binding; ferroxidase activity.
CUUGCGCGCCGCCGCUGCGGACGGAGAUGUUCCUCUGCUGACGGCCGACCCUCCGCACAACGUAUCCUCCAGAAGAGCAUUCUGCUCCCACCACAAUGCGGUUGUUCUGGCUGUUGCUGCUUUGCAUCUGUUGGCCAUUGCCCGUGUUUGCUGGAGGCAUCACCCGAGUCUAUUACCUGGGGAUCCAUGAGGUGGACUGGAAUUACGCUCCAACAGGAAUGAAUAUGAUCAGCAACCAAAGCAUCGCACGUAGCCUAAAGGCCUCAGUGUUCCUCCAGCCUGGCAAGGACAGGAUAGGAAGUACCUACAAGAAAUCUGUCUACAAGCAAUACACAGACUCUACCUACACUGCUGAGAUUCCCAAACCGGCGUGGCUGGGGUUCCUCGGGCCCAUCAUCCGAGCAGAAGUGGGUGAUACCAUUAAAGUACACUUGAAAAACUUUGCUAGUCGGCCGUAUACAAUCCAUCCUCACGGUGUCUUCUACGAGAAGGACUCUGAAGGAUCCCUGUAUCCCGAUAUGUCCCCCCAGGAUCAGAAGAAGGAUGAUGCUGUCUUCCCAGGGGGGAGUUACACCUACACUUGGACUGUCCCUGAAGAUCACAGCCCAACAGCUGAUGAUCCGAACUGCUUGACCUGGAUCUAUCACUCUCACAUUGAUGCACCAAAAGACAUUGCAUCUGGGUUAAUUGGGCCGUUGGUAACAUGCAAGGAAGGAAUACUGACAGGCACUUCUCAAAGGCGCCAGGAUGUGGAUGUUGACUUCUUCCUUAUGUUCAGUGUGGUGGAUGAGAAUCUAAGCUGGUACUUGGAUGAGAACAUUGCAUCAUUCUGCACAGAUCCGGGAUCUGUAGACAAGGAAGAUGAGGAAUUUCAAGAGAGCAACAAAAUGCAUGCUAUCAAUGGUUAUGUGUUUGGGAAUCUCCCUGCGCUGACAAUGUGUGCCGGGGAUCAUGUUGCAUGGCACCUCUUUGGCAUGGGCAAUGAAAUUGACAUUCACACAGCCUACUUCCAUGGAGAAACACUCAGCAUUCGAGACCAUAGGACAGAUGUGGCCAGCCUCUUCCCAGCCACUUUUGUUACAGCAGACAUGAUCCCUGGUAACCCUGGGAGAUGGCUCCUGAGCUGUCAGCUCAAUGAUCACAUACAAGCUGGGAUGGCUGCCAUCUAUGAAGUCCGGCCGUGUUCUCGACAAGCUCCGGAGCCCACCCUGCAGGGCAGAAUUCGGAAGUACUACAUAGCUGCAAAGGAGGUGCAGUGGGACUACGGACCUUCAGGACAGGACCGCAGCAGUGGGAAACAGCUGAGUGAGGUGGGCAGCCCUGCUGAGCAGUUUUUCAAGCGUAGCCUCUACCGAAUCGGAGGAGUCUAUUGGAAGGUGAAGUAUGUGGAAUAUACUGAUGAGAGCUUCCGUGAGGAAAAGCAGCAGUCUGAAGAUGAGAAACACCUUGGGAUACUUGGUCCUGUAAUAAAAGCUGAAGUUGGUGACACCAUCCUGGUGACGUUUGCUAACAAAGCCUCCUGGCCAUUCAGCAUCCAGCCUCAUGGAGUAUCCUAUGGGAAGGCAUGGGAAGGGAUGCUGUACCAUGAUGGUGUGUCCCGAAAUGGGGUGUCUGUUCCACCUCUGCACAACUUCACAUACACUUGGACUGUACCGAAGCAUGCUGGGCCAACAUCCAGCGACCCUCCCUGCCUGAGCUGGAUGUACAGCUCUGCUGUGGACCCCAUCAGGGACACCAGCUCGGGCUUGGUAGGCCCUCUGGUCAUCUGCAAGCCAGGCACUUUGGAUGACAACAACAAACAGAAAGGUAUCGACAAAGAAUUUUACCUUCUCUUCAGUGUGUUUGAUGAGAACCUCAGCUGGUAUUUAAGUGCAAACAUAAAGUACUAUUUGAGGAUGGAAGAGACUUCUCUGAAAAAGGAUGAUGGCUUUGAGGAAUCGAACAGGAUGCAUGCCAUCAAUGGAUAUAUGUUUGGUAACUUGCCUGGGCUGGAUAUAUGUGAAGGAGACAAUGUGUCUUGGCACCUUCUGGGAUUGGGCAGUGAAGCAGACGUACACAGAGCUGUGUUUCAGGGAAACACUCUGCAGAUGAAUGGGAUGAGGAAAGAUUCGGCCAACCUAUUCCCCCAUACAUUUGCAACUGCCUUUAUGCAACCUGACAACAAGGGGACUUUUGAGAUCUACUGCCAGACGAGCAAUCAUUACCAGGCUGGAAUGAGGGAGCAGUACUCAGUUUCCAAUUGCAACAGGAGGGCUCUGUCUCCCGCUCUCCCAUACAGAGCGGUGCGCACCUACUACGUAGCGGCAGAGGAGGUGGAGUGGGACUACGCGCCAGACCGGGGCUGGGAGAGAGAGCGGCACAACCACUCUGCUGAGAGCUACGCCGAUAUAUUUUUGAGCAAUAAGGAUGGACUGAUUGGCUCCAGGUACAAGAAAGCAGUUUACAGGGAGUACACAGAUGGGACUUUCCAGACACCUAAGGCUAGGACAAAUGGUGACGAACAUCUGGGGAUACUAGGUCCCUUUCUGUGGGCAGAAGUGGGAGAGAUUCUCAAUGUUGUAUUCAAGAACAAUGCUUCACGACCCUAUUCCAUUCAUGCCCACGGGGUGCUGGAAAGGCAGACAGGACAGCCACAGGUAGCACGUCCUGGUGACAUAGUGACAUACCAGUGGGAAAUUCCUGAGAGGUCUGGUCCAGGGCCGGAUGAUUCAGCCUGUGUCCCUUGGAUCUACUACUCCAUGGUAGACCCUGUGAAGGAUAUGUACAGCGGUCUGAUUGGACCCCUGAAGGUCUGCAGGAAAGGGACGCUGCGAGCUGAUGGGAUCAGGAAGGACGUGAAGAGGGAGUUUGCUCUCCUGUUCCUGGUUUUUGAUGAAAAUCAGUCCUGGUACUUAGAGGAGAACGUGCAGCAUUACAGCAGUGGAAGUCAGAAGGAUAUUGACCUGUUGGAUGAGAAGUUUGUGGAAAGCAACAAAAUGCACGCAAUCAAUGGGAGGCUCUAUGCAAACUUGCCUGGGCUGACCAUGUUUGAAGGAGAGUGGGUGAACUGGUACCUGCUGGGAAUGGGACAGGAGAUCGAUGUCCACACGGUCCAUUUUCAUGCCGAGACCUUCAUAUACAAGAGUGGCAAAAGCUACAGAGCAGAUGUUGUGGAUCUCUUUCCUGGGACCUUUGAAAUGGUGGAGAUGCUGGCCGGGAACCCUGGGACGUGGCUGCUUCACUGCCAUGUGUCUGAUCAUAUUCAUGCUGGCAUGGAGAUACUCUUCCAAGUCUUGCCCAGACAAGAGCCAGUGCCUGCAGUUUUGAACUACAAUGAAGGGACACAACCUGAGGAUGAGGAUGACUCCCAGAAGGUCAGGCUUUUUGGAGCGAAGUUGCCUCUAGGGCAAGUAGAAGCUGCAGUCAUUAUUCUAGCCGUUACAGGAUUGGUCCUCCUCCUGAUUGCUGCCUUCCUCUUGGGAGUCGUCAUCUACCUCCGGAGGCAAAGGAAGCUGAGACGCAACCGGAGGUCUAUUCUGGAUGAUGGAUUCAAACUCAUGUCUAAAAAGAACUCGGGGCUAUAACAGCCACAUACGAACUCUGGCUGUGUCCACAUUGUGAACCUUGUCUGCAGCAAAGACUUCAGAGCAUCACUUCCAUUGCACACUGGGCUUCUAGGAGCCAAGGCGGGGAACCCUUUCCAUUGAAUUAAGACAAACAAUGGGAGUAAAAGGUCCUUCUAAAAUACUUCUCAUCCACAAGAAAGGAAAGAAUUCCCCUAUUUUCUUCUCUCCAGAACAGAUUUGGUCUUCAGUAGAAGCUCUUGGAAAUCCAGUCUUACUCCAUUGCCAGAGCUGAGUUGGGCAUUGCCUCACAGCCUCACAACCAAACUGUGAGCCUUUAUUCCUCCUCCCUUCUCCCUCCCCCCCCAGUUAACUUAAUCUGUGGAUCUGUGGUUUUAAGUAUGGAUUUAUUUCUGAUGAAUCAAGAAAGAAUGCAGUAGACAAAACUUUAAUUUAGAGUUGGAUUGCUGUUUUUUGAUGAGUAAUUGGACAGACGCAAGUUCAGGGCAAAGCAUGUCACAGUGUCUGAGAGCUACAUUGUGGAGCACGGCAACAGCUGUGCCUCACAAUCAGCCUUGCUGAUGCAUCCUUGUGCAGCACCAUGGGCAGUGUGUUCUGAGCACAGGUGUCUUGUGCUGGGAGAUGAAGCUUCCCUGUGCUGCAGAGCAUCUGGUGACUUCCCCCUGCCACAGUUCUGCUGGUGAAGUGCUGCACCUCAGUAUCUGUACAGCUCCUUUGCAGCAGGAUUGAGGCUGCUGUGCUGUUCUGUGGUGUGGCUUGCUCUCAUACAUUUCCCUGUAGUUCUCUCAGUUCAACUGCUGCCACGUGGCUGCCAUGAGCCGAGCCAGAAGCUCAGUGCAGUGUGACCUGGGGUUUGUGCUUGUGGCAGAAGUAUGAGAGGGCUUCCACUGACAGUGUCAGCAGUGUGCUGCUGUGACAGCCCUGGGAGGGGCUGAGGCUGCGAUCCCUGCACUCACCCAAGGGGGUGUGGGCCAUGGGGACUGCCAGGAGUGAGCAUUGCUGGCGUGUGGGGUGGCACAGCCCUGGCAGUCUCCAGACCCUGUGUCUGCUAUCAGGCAGUGCCUGUCCUCCCACGGUCACACUGUCCUGUGUGGUGGCACUGAGCUGCUCUGUGUGUGUGCCUGUCUGCGUGCUCUGCUGAGUCCCUGUGUGUGUCCCUGCUUACGUACUUCUGUCCUUGGUCUUAAAUAGGAAAGGUAGAAAAAUCCUUUCUGUGCGUCUUUCAGUGGCAAUUAAAGCAGAGCUAGCUGAGUGGCUCUAAUGAUAAGGAACUGCUGUGGGCUGUUUAGGUGUAUCUCUCUCUUAUUUGGAGUGAUAGUUAUGAUGUUCUUAAUCAUACUCGAUUCAUGUUGGGUCCAGCUGCUCUUUCCUUUGGCAAAUGGGAAGAAAGUUCAUUAAUUUCCUUUCAUUAUAGUUCAUUAAGCUUGGUGAGGAGCUGGAGGGUUGUUGAACGCUCUGAACAUGAGUGCUCUGCUCAUUGUCAGCCCCAGUUCAGCUGCUGCUGCUACAGGCUUCCCACUCCUAGGCAAAUUUUAGCUCUGUCAUCAGGAAUAAGAAUUGUGCAGGAAACUUUCAUUUCCACCCCCACUUUGUUGGGGGAAGAAAAAAAAAAAGUUAUCCCCUCGUGCUGAGAGAAAAAGGAGUUGUUUUAAAUGCAUUCGUCUGAAGAGAGAAAGGAGGAAGUCGCCAUUUCUUCAGUUCUUCUGGGUUUCAGUGCUGGCUGUGAAACAGGGAAGCAUGGGGGCUGGAGCAGGAUCCCCACAUCCUGUGUGUUCCUUACCCAGCAGGCUGCCAGGGUUUCUCCAGGGUGAUGCUGGGUUUGGGCUGAUGGGAUGCUGCUGGAGGUCUGCUCUCCAGUUAUGUCCCCAGGCCAUGGAGGGAGCCUCACUGAGCAGCUCUUCUGCUUGGACAAGAGAGGUCAAAGCUUUCUGUUGGUGGGGGGGAAAGCUGUGACAAACAGUGACUUCAUGACUGCCUCAUCUCAGAAGUUGGUUCUGCCAGCUGGUGUGAGUAUAUGGAGGAGGAGAUGUUUCACAGUUCUGGUGACUGUGAGCUGCCUGUGAACGAAUGUUUGCAUUAGCAGCACGCCUUCUGAGCACCUGACAGCAUCUCCUUUCUGCUCAUCCCUGAUGCACAGACAGCCACCAAGGAGUCACCUCAGCUUGAAGAUUUGAGCACGAGGGGCAGGGUCAGGCUCAGCACUGCUGCCCCGGGGCACACAGUGGGAUGGAGAUGGCACUCCAUUUCACUCCCAGUUCAGCAAAGCGUAACACUUCUUGGUUUCUGAGCUCUUUAAAAAUAUGAGAAAAGUGCCCUGUGUUUGUCUCUUUCUUUCUGUGAUCGUGCAGAGGAGGGUGUGGGUGACCCUUGUGCUUCAACCUGAAGCAAGAUCUGGUAUGAUUUGCAUCUGUGCCACCUCUGAAGGUGGGGACAGAGGUGUAAGGUGCAAUUGCUCUGUGCUGAGCUGAGGCACUUCUGAGCUGCUCCCACCCCUUUUGUCCAUGCAAAGUAAGCUAUGUAAGGAAAACUCUGUAGUGGCUUGAGUAGGAUCACAGAACAGCUGAGGUCAUCUUGUCCAGCCCUCGCUCAGCAGGGGCACCUGUAGCAGGUUGCCCAGAACUGUGUUCAGGCUGCUGUUAAUAACUUCAUGAAUGAUUUCAGAUGGUAAGUACAGAAAAGGAUUGAAAGUGCACCCAUGUGGGCACAGGGAGCGAAAUGCAGGCAUCCAUGUUUUUAGAUAGCUUAAUGCUACAGGAAACUAACAAAAUGCCGUCUCACUUCAUAGUGCUGUUGUAAGUAUAGAACAUCUUUAUAGAAGAGCUCAUUUUUUAUAGGUUUCUUUUGUGGGAUAUGCAUAAGGAGCAGCUGAUGCUUCGUAUCGUAUUUGCUUACAGCAAUAUGAGAUAUACACAAGUCAAAAAGCUUUCAGGAUUUGCACAUGGAAGCAUGAGAGGUUGUCUUGUUUCUUGUUUUGCUUUCACAAGCCAUAAGAGUUAAAGUCAAAUUAACCCGGGGCACACUGUAGAAAUAGACCAACGCUGAUAAUUGCCUGAGUGUCUUUCAUGUGUAAUGUAGUCUUUGGUUCUGAAUUAAAUAAUGUGCUUUGUAAUAUGUAACCACCAUGCAGGCUAUUUGCUGUGGUUAUAACACUGUUGGCCAAGCUAAUCACAGAGCAGUGUGAGCCCAGAGCUGCGUGCACUUACACUGCCCAGGGAAAGGAACUGAAGCACAGUGGCUGCAAAGCAAAGCGAUCUGCAGAGCACAAUCAGAUGGAUCUGAAUGCCGGCAAAGGCUGGCAUUUCUCUUAUUCCUACUCACUGUUAUAACUGCCAGCGGGGCAUUAACCACGUCCUCUGAAAUCUGUAUUUCCACAGUGUUGUCAUGUUCUUACAGCUGUCCUGCCUGUCAGUGCUCUCGCUGGUGGGUACCCGUCCGUGCAAAUCCACAGCAGGAGUUUUAUAAUGACAGUGCAUUAGGAUAGAAGGAGCGUCACCAAGAAAGCUUGAAAAAGGGAAAAAAAAAAAGUGCCGACGAAGGAUGGCAGCAAGGAUUUUUGUUGAACGGUGGAAAUAGGAGAAAGCAGUGACUGAGAUCUUGGCUCCCUCCUGCGCUGUUGGAAUCACCAGGAUUACAGUGGUAACCUCUCUGAGCUGUUGCUCCCAAGGAUGUCCCUGGGCUGUCAGCACUGCAGAGCCCGGAGGGCACCUGGUGAGCGGCACCAGCUUGGUGCUGGGCUCAGCCUUGUGGCAGCCUGGGCAACUCCCCUCCUGGGCAGCCCUCCUGCACCUGUCUGCAUUGCUGGAGAGCAGUUUCACCCAUUGCAGAGAUGCUCAGAGCUGGAGGUGUGGAUGUGGCUGGCAGGGUGCAGGCAGCAGUGCCUGGUGCUGUGUGUCACUGAGCGCUGCCUUGCACAGCUUUUGUUCUGAGAUGUGUUUGUAACUCUUGGAGUAGAAAUGAACCGUGAUGCUGAAGUGAAUGUGAAUUUACGCAGCUUUUCAGACAGAGAAAAGUAAUUUUGUAACGUCCAUUGAAAUAAAGCGAAUCUGAGCUUCU